Molecule: messenger RNA, 252 nt
Organism: Plasmopara halstedii
Lineage: Eukaryota; Oomycota; Peronosporomycetes; Peronosporales; Peronosporaceae
Product: RxLR-like protein
Exons: 2
Coding region: 1-252 (83 amino acids)
Source: RefSeq, a predicted model, not a curated record
AUGCAACAUAUAUUAUUAUGGCUUGGAUUGCAUGUUUGUUCCAUCACUCUCAUGUUAAGACUUGCUGCAUUACAGCAUUGUCCCACAUUAUCAUCAACGCGAGGUGGUACUCAAAGCAAGGAACCUACAUGGCCUUUAACGUGUUGUGAUAGCUACUUAAAAAGUUCAGGAUUUGCACGAGCCCAAGAUACCCUCUUUGGUAGCAAAAUUAGUAGGGGAAAACGUAUGGCAGUGAUCGCUAUGUACAGCUAG